AUGCAGACGUCUUUCGGUAUCCUGUUGGUGGCUGGCCUGUUAGCAGUUGUCCUGGCUGCUCCACGACCUGGCGCUGAGGAAAAGGAUGCCCAAGUGCUGAAGUACGACAACGAUCACAAUGGCAUCGAUGGGUACAACUUCCAGUUCGAUACGAGCAACGGCAUCCAACGGCAGGAGCAGGCUGAGCUGAAGCAGUUCGACAGCGAGAACUCGGCCCUGGUAGUGCGUGGGUCGUACUCGUUCACCGCAGAUGAUGGACAGGUGUACACCGUCAACUAUGUGGCUGAUGAGAACGGUUUCCAACCGGAGGCGCCUCAUCUACCGAAGUAA
Molecule: messenger RNA, 330 nt
Organism: Anopheles nili
Lineage: Eukaryota; Metazoa; Arthropoda; Insecta; Diptera; Culicidae
Product: endocuticle structural glycoprotein ABD-5-like
Exons: 1
Coding region: 1-330 (109 amino acids)
Cellular component (GO): chitin-based extracellular matrix
Molecular function (GO): structural constituent of chitin-based larval cuticle
Source: RefSeq, a predicted model, not a curated record